UUGUCAAAAUACAAUUGAUGUCAUUUGUAUUUUGAAAAGCAAAUAAUUCGACUUUCCAAGUGGAACUUAUUGUUCAAAAUUGAUAUAUUUUUUUAUCUAUUGAAAAGAAAAUAUUGUUAUAUUUUACUACAAGAGCUGUAUCUGUAACGUAUUGUUUCAGUGAAGUUAUACAUGUGUUUAUAUUUAUUAUAACCUCCAAAUUUUCACAUGGCGGUCCUUACGAGCAUGGAAGAGAAAAAAGAAAUUGUAUCAAAGAAGAGGAAACUCGGCCCCGAAUCAAAUCCGAAAUCAAAACUAAAAAAGCAAAAGAAAUCAAAGCCAUCCACAGACAAGGUAGAGAAACCUGAAGAAACGGAAAUAGCUGGGAGCCUGGAGAAUGUUGCAGCACAACCAGAAAUUCAAUCAUCACCGGAGUUGGCAGAGAGAUAUCCAGUGCUAAAUGAUAAGGAAUUGGUGAAGAGAUUCCUUAGUGUGCCCAUGACUAACAAUCAAAAAGGUAGAAUCCGCCAAACAUUAAGGCAAGGAGUAAAGGGAGCAAACGAAGAACUGGUCCCUGACGCAAUUUACGGCAAAAUGCAAGCCAUCAUAAAACAAACAGAAAAUUUAACAGAAUCGGACUUAAGAAAACUUAGAAUAUUAUACAAUAUGUUAAACCAUGCAACUAAAGCGAACACUGUACCAAAUAAUACAGAUAAAAAGAAAAAAAAGAAAAAUAAAAAGGCGGGAAAGAAAGAUGACAAACAGGCUACAGAAAAUACAAAAAAAAUUGACAGCACAGAUAAUGCAACAGAAAAUGAUACGACAGAGAGUGGUGCAGAUAAAAAAGAUGAAAAGGGCGAUGAGAAAAGUGGCACAGAUAAAAAAGACAAAGUGAAGGGGCCGAAACGAUAUGUGGUGUUUGUUGGUAAUUUAGUGCCCGAUAUUGAAAAAGAAAAGUUGAUGUCACACUUCUCCGAGUUAACCGACCACAUAGUGGACGUGAGAUUGCCGAAGCGUGAGGAAGGAAAGAAGAGCAGCAUUGCUUAUAUAGAACUUAAAGAUGAACAUAGCUAUGAGUUGGCCCUCUCCAAGCAUCACACGAUGUUGGACAAUAAGAGGAUCAAUGUGUUGUACACAACGCAGAAAAAUAGUAAAAUAAGUAAAAGUGAAGCCAAGGUAAGCUCGUGAGUUAAACAACACUUUAUUUCAUCAACAACUA
This is a messenger RNA of Zerene cesonia (dogface butterfly), 1198 nucleotides long. RefSeq lists its product as uncharacterized. Lineage: Eukaryota; Metazoa; Arthropoda; Insecta; Lepidoptera; Pieridae. Gene Ontology annotation, molecular function: RNA binding. The transcript is spliced from 6 exons. Bases 208 to 1167 code for a protein of 319 amino acids. The record is from RefSeq and is a predicted model, not a curated record.